CGGUGACAACUGACAACACAGUAGAAGGAAGAGGGAGCCUAGAACGAAAUUUCUUUCCUCUCUCCUCCGUCCUUCACUACCUUCCCUCAGUGGUCACUGGUCAGCAGCAAAGCGGGCGUCUUGCUUCAGUCCGACUGUCGGAGUAAGUUUCUGUCAAAUCUUUAUCACGAUAUCAGCCAACUCUCCUCUUUGGAAACUCUGGAAAUAUCGACUUGACGAAUUUCCUAAUCUUCAGUCUUUCAUGAUCAUCCAUCGUUAAGGUCUGCCAUUCAGAUUGUGAAGAGAAAGGAAGAAGCAAUGGCUGCCGCUAAUAACAACACUCCACCAAAGAGCUUAGGGCAAUCCUCAUCCCCAUUUGGGAUCAUCAACUCGUCGAUUCCUCCAAACCAAGGGUUCUCGCAGCCGCAAGGACAUCCCCAAAUAGGUUCUGGGUUGCAGAAUCAGUUCCAGUUGUCUCAAGCUCAAGCGAAUGCACAGGCCCAGUUGAAAGCACAGGCGCAGGCUCACGCAGCUCAAUUCCAAGCUGCUCACGCUCAACUCCAGGCGCAAAUGCAGGCUCAAGGGUUCGCCAUUAAUCAGACCCUGAAUCCCGGAAUGAGCAACUUGGCCGGCGUGAAGCGGCCUCCCUUCCAGAAACCACCUGGCCGACCUCCAGGAAUCCCCACCAUUGUCUCCCCACUUCCAAAACCCAUGAAUUCAUCACCAGCCGCCGCAGCCGCUCGAAGUAAGAUGCAGAAACUUCCAGUGAAACAACAGCUGCCGGAGAGAGUAGCAUCUAUUCUCACAGAGUCUGCUCUUUACACCCAGCUGCUCGAGUUCGAGUCCCAUGUAGAUGCUGCUCUUACAAAAAAGAAACUGGACAUUCAUCAAGCACUUAAGACCCCUCCUUCAGUGCAGAAAACGCUAAGGAUCUAUGUGUUCAAUACAUUUGCCAAUCAGGUAAAGACAAUCCCACAGAAGCCGAAUGCCGAACCACCUUCUUGGACACUCAAGAUCAUUGGGAGGAUUUUGGAAGAAGGGGUUAACCCUAACCCGCCUGGAGUAGUUCAGAAUUUGAAUCCAUUAUACCCAAAGUUCUCGUCUUUCUUCAAAAGGGUGUCCAUUUCCUUGGAUCAGAGACUAUAUCCUGAUAAUCACGUCAUCUUGUGGGAGCAAGCUCGUUCGUCUUCACCUCAUGAAGGUUUUGAAGUGAGUAGAAAGGGUGAUAAAGAGUUCCUAGCUCAUAUAGGUUUGGACAUGAACUAUGUUCCCGAGAAGUUCAAGUUAUCUCCAGCUUUGUCUGAAGUUCUGGGGAUCGAGGUAGAGAGCCGGCCUAGGGUGAUAGCUGGAAUCUGGCAUUAUGUGAAAGCUAAGAAGCUGCAUUGCGCAGAUGACCCAGCCUUUUUUAACUGCGAUCCACCUCUGCAGAAAGUAUUUGGGGAGGGGAAAAUGAAGUUCACAACUGUUGCACAGAAGAUAUCUCAGCAUUUGUUUGCUCCUAAACCAAUACAUUUGGAACAUCAAGUUAAACUUUCAGGAGUUAGUCCAGUGGGGACUGCCUGCUAUGAUGUUGUGGUGGACUUUCCACUCCCUAUCCAGAGGGAAUUGACAGUAAUGCUGGCUAAUGCUGAGAAGAGCAGGGAGCUUGAUGCAUGUGAUGGGUCGAUAACUAAUGCCAUUAGGAAAAUUCAUGAGCAUCGUAGAAGACGGGCUUUCUUUCUUGGGUUUAGUCAGUCUCCUGUGGAGUUCAUCAAUGCUCUGAUUGAAUCCCAAAGCAAAGACUUGAAGCUUGUGGUAGGGGAACCCAGUCGGAGUGCUGAGAAGGAGCAGCGUGCAGAUUUCUUCAGCCAGACCUGGGGUUGAAGAUGCUGUUAUUCAGUACUUAAACCGGAAGCCUGCUGUUGCAAGUGACGCUGCUCGCAGUGUUUAGUUCCAAACUUCUAAUCUAUCAAAUUGUCCGACAGCUAACUCUAGUUUUGUGGAUACUUUAACCAAGCAUUUAAAGUUCGGAUUGGUGCUUAUCAACAGCUGUUAAAUGUGCUUCUUGUUCUAUAACUAAAAAAUCAUUGUAGCUUGAUUUUAGACUGAAUCAUCCAUGUACCUCAGUGAAGGUACGAUGGAUACCAUGGUGUUGUUUGCCCUCUUAUUUAUGACCAAAAUGUUAGCCGAAGUUCAUAGCCUGUUUCUGGAUACAAAUGGC
Messenger RNA from Linum tenue, 2179 nucleotides. Lineage: Eukaryota; Viridiplantae; Streptophyta; Magnoliopsida; Malpighiales; Linaceae. The record is from the annotation of a GenBank genome assembly.